AUGACUGACACAGCCGAAGGGGCCCCUCCCGAAGGGCCCUCCUCACAGGAGUCGCCGAAGGAAGAGUCUGCUCAUGAGCUACCAGCCACGACGAGCGCCACUGAAGGGAUGGCUGUGGCAGAACGGGGGGAGCACCUUGACCAAAGCCUUCCAGAAGAGCAGCAUUCGAGCACGCCACGACUUCGUAGGGAUCAGCAGCAGCAGCAUCACCAAGAAGCGGCUAAGGAGGCCGCUCCAGCGGGAAUCGGUGAAAGGCUGCUAUCCGCGUCUGCCAAGCCAGGCGAAGCCAGCCUCAGCCUGGCGCAAAGGAUGAAAGCUGCCGCUUCCAAAACAGAAGUUAGAACCAGCGACAGCAGCGCCGUCAUGGCGGGAGGGCCCCUCUUCCCUGCGACUGAGUGUGGCUCUGGCCGUUUUCGGCUGAGAACGCGUGAGGCUUCUCUAUCUUUUGGAGGAUUUCGUGGAGCUGCUGAGGGGGGAAGGACGCCAGACGAUGAGCUGCAGCGCCAGAAACAGCACAGCGGGAGCGUUAGCGCAAUAAGCUCUCCGCUUGGGAGCUCUCCCUCGCCGCUGAGUCGCUCCCGACACAGCGUCAGUUUCGCUGAACUGGAAGUCAAAUCCGGUCAAGAAGAGCUAGCAGAGCUGUUUUGGAGGGGUAGCGACACUGAACUGCACAGCCCGCGUACGUGUGUAGAUGCCUCGAAGCUUGCUGCUGCUCGAUUCUGUCCUUUACGAGCGCGCUUCUCGGGUUUGAAGUGGACGUGUUCCUCGCGCGCGAUCGAGGGGAUAGGAUAUGGGUUCAUUCCUGUGCUUGCAGAGCUGAGCGGAGUUGGCAGACGUCGAGCUCAGUUUUUCCUCAGCGGGAGCCGAGAUGCCUCGCUAUCGGGCGAGAUCCCUGUGGCUCUUGUUCAGGAUCUCCGCGAAGCUGGCAGUUCUAUGCAGCGAGCGGCUGCUGCGGCUGUCUGUUCCUGGUGCAGAGGCAAGAGCGCAGCAAGACUGGAUGCUCAAGAGGCGACAGUCUCUUCGUCAUGUCGGAACGAGGUUCUUGCUGCGAUGGAAAAACGGUUUUUGCCGGAUGUUUAUGAGGAGCUGCAAGCUCGUAUUGGCAGCCUCAAAGAAAAGAGACGGCAGCAACAACAGCAGCAACAACAGCAGCAACAACAGCAGCAACAACAGCAGCAACAAGCUCCAGCACAAAUUUGCGAGGAAGCUGCACUUAUGGGUGUGUUUGCGCUGUGUUGCUCUGGGCACUGGCUAGCCGCUUCCAAGGGUACAGCAAUUGCCUAUGCGCUUGGUGUCAGAGGCUGCGGUCCUGCGAGUGCUGCCGUUCAGGCGGGAUCUGACACCCUGCUCAUGGAAGUCUCCUUUGCUCCCUUGGACCUUGACUUGGCUUUCGAGCGUUUCACCGGAGCAGGCUUUUUCCCGAAUGAGCAGCUGGAUGAAGACUUGCGCCAACUCUAUAGAAAAACCUCCGUGGACGUAACGCACCUGUUGGGUCCUACAGAGAGGAAGGAGUCGCCAAUGAGCAGGCUUGCCAGGCUCAGGGUGGAAGUACCAGAUGCAAUUAAGCUGCUUGAAGGCCUCUGUGCGCAUGCAGACGAAUCUCGGAGGCAGCAGGAGCAGUUCGGCGACGUUUCCUCUGGAGCAGCUUACAUUUACUCCCUCAACGAAGCGCUCGCCAAGACUUCUAAGGAGCUGAAAGACAACGUGCGAGAGGGAGUCGCUGCAGAUGCCGCAUUGCAGCGCAUCCUCUUCAAGCAUCAUCAUCCGCAACGGCAGCAGUUGUUUUUGGCAGCACAAGGCGAUUCCAGUGGUCUUCUUGCUCCUCUCUAUUGCCCGAAUUCGUGUGUGGUCAUGGAUACUCUGGCGCGCGACGCGCAGGAGCAGCUGCAAGUCUCCGCUCAACAGCAGGAUGCAGCACAGCUAGCUGCAGCUUCUCGGGAGGAGGCUAACCGACGGCUCCAACAACUAGAAGAGAGAAUCCGCCGGCUCGAGCAAAUGUGCUCUCCCUCUGCGGCAGCAACGCAAAUUGAGAGUGCGGAGGUUCUUCAGCUGGCUGACCAGUGGUCAGCAGAUCCCAAAGCUCCUUCCCUCGUAGAGAUGGCGUCGCAGCUUCACCACUUGCUUGCCCUCGUUGCUGACCCUUCUCCCCUGUCCGUCCUGUCUGCACGACUCGCCGUGCUGAGGUGCUGUCAGGAGGAACAGCAGCAGCAGCAACAGCAGCAGCAGAGGCAUCAGGAGCGAUGGGAGGAGGAAAGGAGGGGCAUUGAAGAGGACGAAUUUUCAGAGUUCCUCCCGGAGAAGAUUGUGCUGUCUCUACAUCAAAAACUAAUGCCUUGCAGCUCCAUUGUGGAGGGCUUACCAAAGAUUACGGAGGGUCUUAUCCAGGCAAAGGACAAAUUUGCUGACGUGGUUUCACUUUUACAGAGGAUGGCGUCUCAGUGUUCGCAGCAGCAAACCCUUAAGGAUAAAUUGGCGAGCCUCCACUCCGUUGCCUCGUCCUUUGUUACGGCACCCGCUGUACAGAAAAAGGCGAAUGAGGCAAACACUAAAUUUUCUUUGCAAAGAACACAGAACUGA
Messenger RNA from Cyclospora cayetanensis, 2577 nucleotides. RefSeq lists its product as uncharacterized. The transcript has 16 exons. The record is from RefSeq and is a predicted model, not a curated record. Lineage: Eukaryota; Apicomplexa; Conoidasida; Eucoccidiorida; Eimeriidae. The coding region runs from base 1 to 2577 and encodes 858 amino acids.